AUGACGUAAUGGCCCGGCCGUUCCCCCCACCACUGAUCGCGAUGACGUCACCCACAGCCACCGGAACGCAAUGGCGGCCUCCACGGUUGGCGACGGCUCCGCUUUGGUCGUCAUCGCCAACAUCCCCGGCGCGUUUCGCGCCGCGGACCUCAGGAACUUCUUCUCCCAGCUCGUGGAGAGCGGCGCCUUCCACUGCUUCCACUACCGACACCGGCCCGAGCGCGCCGAGCCUAGGCCGUGCCCGGAGACGGAGGCGAGCGGAGACGCCGAGGGGACCCAGUGUCCAGGGGUACAGGGCCCCGGGACCUCGGCCAGGACUGGGGAAGAGGGAGCCGGGACUCGGGGAUCGGUAGAGGGACCGGGGACCCUGACGAGAGAAGGGAGACCUGAGACCCAGGCUGAGGGAGGGAGACCCGGGACUGGGAGCCUGGCCACGGCACCCGGGCCACGCCGCCGCUCGAGCUGCUGCUGCGUGGUUCGCGUGCGCGCGGGGAGACUCGGAGAGCUUCUCGCGUCCUACUCGGGCCGCCACUGGGUGGACGCCGCCGGGGACCCCAUCCCCUCGCGCUGCCUCGUGCGCAGAGUGCGCGGGGCCCCAGAGCCGGAGUGCGGAGCCUCGAAAUCGUCGCUCUUCCCGUACGCCGUUCACCGCCGGCGCCAGGGUGCCGCGCCCGCCGAGGUGACUGGCAGCGACCUCCUCCUCCUGCCCGAGCUCAACCCCCCAUGCCUCAUGCCCCAGGGCAACGUUGGCACGCCCUUGGGCACCUUCAUGCAGCUGAUCCGCUCGUGCCGCCUGCCGCCCCGCAUCAUUGCCCGCCUGGGCCUCUCCUUCCCCAAGACGGGCUCGUCGCGUCGCUACGGCAACGUGCCGUACAGUUACGCGCUCGGCAGCACGGUGCGUGUGGCCGACAGCGUGCUCACAGGAACCGGGGCCGAGAUCGCGCCAGGCGGUGCGACGCUACCGCCGCCAUCCCCGUCGUCGGGGCUCCAGGGAGAGCGGACGGGAGAGUCGCAGCAGGGAGAGUCGCAGCAGGGAGAGCAGCAACAGGGAGAGCGGCGUGGGAGCGAAGCCGGUGGCCGUACAGGGAAGGAGAGGAUGGGAGGACGGAGUCUGCGGAGGAGAAAGACGGAGCUGCCGAGUGAAGAUGAGGAGCCUGAAGAUGAGGAGGAGUCGCACUCAGACGAUGACGACGACUCGUGCGAGGAGUGGGAGCGGCACGAGGCCCUGCACGAGGACGUGACGCGGCAGGGCCGCUGCGACGAGCGCCUCUACGAGGAGGAGAUCGAGCUCAAGUGGGAGAAGGGAGGCAGUGGCCUCGUCUUCUACACCGACGCGCAGCUCUGGAAGGAGGCGGAGGGUGAUUUUGAUGCCCAGACGUCGGACGACUGGGACGUGGACAUGAGUGCAUACUACGACAAAGACGGAGGGGACAUGGAUGCGCGUGACUUCGUGACGCUGCGGGAGGAGGGCCGGCGCCGGCGCGGACUCGACGAUUCGGCGGAGCUCGAGGCGCGAAUCGGCGGCUUCGAGCGGCACACGCGGGGUUUUGGGCGCCGACUGUUGGAGAGGCAGGGUUGGCGGGACGGCCUCGGGCUGGGCGGCUCGCGCAGCGGGAUGGCUCAAGCGCUGGAGGGAGACGGGCAGAACCCCAAGUGCCGACACGGACUCGGCUAUCGAGGGGAGAAGCUGCAACGUUUCUCCCUGGUGCCGAAGCGGCGACGCCGAAGCGGGGAAGAUGACACGGAUGCCGUCGUCAUUUCCACCGUGUAUGACGCUCCGCUCGCCCGCGACCAGCCCAGCUCGCUGCUGCGGAGACGAGGGCAUGGGCGGCUCAAGCUCCGCGACGGAGGAGACGCAGGGAGACGGGGUGCGACGUAGGAGACAGACACGGGGUGUGACGUAGGAGACAGUUACGGGGAGACGGGGUGCGACGUAGGAGACAGACACGGGGAGACAGACACGGGGAGACAGACACGGGGAGACAGACACGGGGAGACAGACACGGGGAGACAGACACGGGGAGACGGAGUGCGACGUAGGAGACGGACACCGGGAGACAGACACGGGGAGAAGGGGUGCGACGUAGGCGGACACGGGGAAACGUAGACAAUGUCCAACGUGCGGGAGACAGGCUCAGGGAGGAUGGGGACAAGCAGAUGUACAGGGGUAUACCUAGAGAGAGACGUGGAAAGAUCUGACUGUGAUGACCUUAAAGUGCACUUAGCUUGGUACAAGCAGCUUGGCGACGGCACAGCCAUGGAGUGGCGAAUGGCAGCUGUUAUCAGCCAACACCAUCACGUGUGCGGUCAUCUUUAUUCCAAGGUUAAAAUUUGGUUUUAUUCACAAAUAUCCCAAGUAAAACACAAUUUGUUUAUAAUAAAAUCGUGUUUUUUU
Molecule: messenger RNA, 2395 nt
Organism: Petromyzon marinus (sea lamprey)
Lineage: Eukaryota; Metazoa; Chordata; Hyperoartia; Petromyzontiformes; Petromyzontidae
Gene: GPATCH3
Product: G-patch domain containing 3
Biological process (GO): negative regulation of type I interferon production; negative regulation of RIG-I signaling pathway; positive regulation of DNA-templated transcription
Molecular function (GO): nucleic acid binding
Source: RefSeq, a predicted model, not a curated record